UCAACUUAUUAAUAAAGAAAGGAUGGCAGUUUGGGACAGAAAGAUUUCCUGUUGCUUCACGUUACUGCUCGCUGGUGCUCUGGGUCAAAGCGUGAAUUAUCCACAUACUGUUUGGGCUAUGAAAGGAUCGACCGUCCUCCUCCCCUGCUCCUUCACACCACCGAAGUCUGUCAAUGACAAUGGAACAGAAGUUUUGAUCGAGAUCAUCAGAGUCGUCUGGUGCAAGAACCAUCCAAUCCGUCACGGAUCGACUCCAUCUGUGUACGACAGCGAAUCAAACAACAACGACCCUCGUUACAGAUACCUUGGAAACAAGAAGGGAGACUGCACUUUACAGAUCACAGAUUUACAGAAGGAAGAUGGCGCAACUUUUCGCUUCAGAAUGGAAACUAAUGACAGCAGAGCAACUUUCACUGGCCAAUCAGGAGUGAGAGUCAGAGUUGUAGAUGGUGAUCAGAUGAAGAUAAGAAGCUCCAGAGAUGACGGAGAGUUUAAAAGAGGGGAAGCAGUCACACUGAACUGUUCUGCUGAAAGCUGCACUAUCCACCAACUGGAGGUCAGCUGGUUCAGAGAUGGCCACGCCCUCUCAGAGUCUGGCCCCGCCCUCCAUCUCAGCGAUCUGACUGCAAAGGAUUCUGGGAACUACACCUGUGGUUUGAAGAAGAACGAGCGCACCCUCUCCGUCCCGUACAGCCUGCACGUGGAGGCUGACGAGGCAGAAGAGGCAGAAGAGGAAGAACAAAAACAUUUCUACAUGAUUCUGAAACAUGAGAGUUCGAAGUGCGUUCGCAAGAAAGGAAACAUGACUGUGCAGCCUCCAGACGCCGUAGAGGAGCUGAGACGUCCAGAGGAACGAGGCCGGGCUGUCUGA
Molecule: messenger RNA, 871 nt
Organism: Sander lucioperca (pikeperch)
Lineage: Eukaryota; Metazoa; Chordata; Actinopteri; Perciformes; Percidae
Exons: 6
Coding region: 23-871 (282 amino acids)
Source: RefSeq, a predicted model, not a curated record